CUAGAUGGAAAAAGAGACAGAGAAUCUUUCGGUGGAGGAAGAAGACCAAGAUGCGCUAGUUGACUACGACAGCGAUAGCAGCAUUAUCACGGUAAUAGAAAGAGAAAGAGAUAGCGAGGAGACAGUAAGAAACUUAGAGAAAGAAAAAGUUAAACUUAGACGUUUAGAGUUAGAAGCAGAGACUAAAAACGAGAAUAGAGAAAAAUUAGAGAAACCCGAAGUCAGGGUACAGAGGGCUGCUGCAGAAGAGAACAUGAAACAAGUGAAGUGCUACAGAUGCAACCGAAUGGGUCAUAUGGCGAAGGACUGUCCACUGAUAGAAUCUGGUGCCUGGUUUUGUUACAACUGCCAGGAAGUUAGAGGCCACAAGGGUGACAGCUGUCCUAAUGCCGGAGCCCAGGCGAACAAAUUUAGAGGAAAAAGGUAUACAAAUAAAACCGUUAAUAAAAAUGUAAAGAUAGAGUUAUUAAAUGCGCGAAUAUAAAAAUGAGCUUGCAAACAUUUCAAUAGAUGGUAAAGGAGA
This is a messenger RNA of Temnothorax curvispinosus, 523 nucleotides long. RefSeq names its product DNA-binding protein HEXBP-like. The record is from RefSeq and is a predicted model, not a curated record. Gene Ontology annotation, molecular function: nucleic acid binding; zinc ion binding. The transcript has 2 exons. Lineage: Eukaryota; Metazoa; Arthropoda; Insecta; Hymenoptera; Formicidae. The coding region runs from base 5 to 484 and encodes 159 amino acids.